AUGGAUGUCACACAAGAGAAGAGCACAUGUGUUAGUCACAAUGCCAUCAACAUGGCAAAUACAAAGUUUUCCAAAGGGCUUGCAGCAACUGGUGUAGGCUCAGUGGUUUGUGCAUGGUAUGACAUGUGGCUGGCAAAUGGAGUUGGAGAUUUGCAAAAAGGAGAAAAAUAUAUGAACAUGGACUACAUUGUAUUUUUGGCCCUGUCUGCUUUUGCAUCCACACCUAUAGUCAACUUUUCCUAUGAUGUCACCUGUCAGUGGCACAAAAGACUAUGGCAGCGUGUUUCAGCCCUUCCUGUGCAACUCCAACCAAAUCGCAUGCACAUGGCUUUCAACUUAUUUGUGCCAAAGUUCCAUAUUGCAGCUCAUAUUGCAUCAUGCCAGAUCACUUUCUCCUUCAACUGGACCCCGGGAGUCAGCCAAACAGACAGGGAAGUACCAGAGCAUGGAUGGGCAGAUAUCAACCAUAUCGCUGCAAGUAUGAAGGAAAUGGGGCCUGGUAGUCAUCGAGAAGUCCUUGACGAUCAUUUUGGAGAUUGGAACUGGAAAAAGGUAGCUACAUUUGGUCAUGUCUUACUGUGUAAAAUCAAGGAAGCUGUCAAAGCCAAAACAGAACACUGUCAUGCCCUUACAGAGUUGGAAGAGUCCAUCAAGGAAUCAGACCUUGGCACUAUCUCUCUCACAAAUUGGAUGAAUGAAGUCUUAGCAUGGGAGCCAGACCACUCUAAGCCAAAUCCAUUUGAGAGCAGGGUCACAGCCAUAACACAGGUGACUGUUCAUCUGGACAUUCUCAUUAGCACUGGCCUAGAUCUCAAGCAUGCACAACAGCAGCUUCAUGCAGACAAUGAGAGCUUAAGUUAA
This is a messenger RNA of Suillus subaureus, 861 nucleotides long. RefSeq lists its product as uncharacterized. The transcript has 7 exons. NCBI's taxonomy places the organism in Eukaryota, Fungi, Basidiomycota, Agaricomycetes, Boletales, Suillaceae. The coding region runs from base 1 to 861 and encodes 286 amino acids. The record is from RefSeq and is a predicted model, not a curated record.